This is a messenger RNA of Enterobius vermicularis (human pinworm), 714 nucleotides long. The record is from the annotation of a GenBank genome assembly. NCBI's taxonomy places the organism in Eukaryota, Metazoa, Nematoda, Chromadorea, Rhabditida, Oxyuridae.
AUGAAGCAAAAAAGCUCGUCGUCAGAGAAGCCGAUUUAUGCCAUAAGUAUAUCGUCGGAGACAGCUUCAUACGAUGACGACGACGAAUUAUCAAGCGAACCAACAUGUUGCUGCGGAUUUAUGAGAAUAACUUUGGGUCUUCGACUGGUUGCUCUUUUACGAUUAGUUUUGGAUUUAAUAGCACUUUACUGCGUUUGGGAUACUGUAUUUGCCUACUUCCUUGUGAUUUCAUCAAUUGGUACUUUUACCGUGCUAUGUAUUAUAAUCAGCGGACUUCAGCAAGAGGAGCAUACUCGCUUGAAAUACACCAAGUUAUGGGUGGCAUUUAAACUUGUGAUUACGGUUGCUUUAAUUCUUACUGUGGCUAUCGGUGUUUAUGAAGGCGAUUUCGACUUCUUAGAAACAGUUCCUUUGGCCUCAGAGACUGUUAUACUUGUAAUAACGGUGUCAUUCGUCCUCAUGUCAUCUGCUUUCGUUCAGUGAAAAAGGAAAAUACUGAAUGCUCCAACAAUUGCGUCGUUAUUCCAACAUCGGUCUUUGAAGUCGAACAUCUUCAAGACGCAGAAGGAAGGAGCGUGGCGUAGAAAUGGGCUAAACGAGAAGUUCGGCAACGACUCGCUAGGACCAUUGAUAAAAUGUCUUUCUAGGGACCUGCCAAUGGUAUCGACAACAAUGGGAGAAUCAGAUCUUAAAAAGCAGACUGCCACUUGUUAA